GGUGUGCCCUUUUUGGCAAGUCAUCAUACCUGCUAUUCACCCCGACCACCUCUCUUUCGAUCGGCUAAUCCGACUCGGGCCUCCAAUCCGGAUCCCUCUCAUGAUCCCUUAGAUCCGUUCCUUCUCUUUCUGGUUCUCCCAUUUCACUCGGUUCCAGUCCCAGUGUGCAUUUCACUCCAGACGCUAUUUCUCAAGGCCCUAGAAGCACGUACUCUGCCGUCUCACCGAGCAGAGCGCCAAGACUGUGAUUCCCAUGCUUGCAGAUAUCAGGCAUUGACUUAA
This is a messenger RNA of Protopolystoma xenopodis, 282 nucleotides long. Lineage: Eukaryota; Metazoa; Platyhelminthes; Monogenea; Polystomatidea; Polystomatidae. The record is from the annotation of a GenBank genome assembly.